Effrenium voratum is the source of this 615-nucleotide messenger RNA. The record is from the annotation of a GenBank genome assembly. Lineage: Eukaryota; Dinophyceae; Suessiales; Symbiodiniaceae.
AUGCCUGCCCUCUUGCAAGCUGUCUCUCUGAAAGCAAAGCGCUUCACUGGCACCACAAAGCCGUUGACGUGGAGCACUGUGCGAGGUCUCGAGUCAGCCGCAGCAACUAAGAGGAGUCCCAGCACUCUUCCAACAAAUGUGCUUCAUCCGUGCAGCGGGGCUCACUCAAGAUGCAAAGUGGAAGACUUUGCCAAACAUCUGCAUCUUUGCUUGGAGUGCAGUCUGCGCGGCAUGCAUCCUGCAAGCUCUGAGUGCAUCAACUGCUUUCAGCAUCCCACCACAUGCGAAGACAAAAAGGCAGAGGUCUUCCAAUCGGUCUCUCUGCAAAGACUUCAAACAUUGCCGUUGGCGUGGGGAGAGAGCAUCACACGUGUGCGUUGCUUGUCUGUGCUACUUGCAUCUAACGCGUCGAUGCCGCGAUGCCGCGAUGCCGCGAUGCCGAACACAGCGGGAGCGGUGGGCAAUCUUGCUCGCAGUGCAUCUGGCCUUGAUGGAUGGAAACUGGCGAAAAAGUAUGACAGCGCGCCGCACACUGAUUCCCACAGCCACCAGCCCACGGGGAAGUCAGCCUUGUGCUCUUGGACCGGUACGACCAAUCUUCUAUCUGACGCAUAG